Molecule: messenger RNA, 2668 nt
Organism: Triplophysa rosa
Lineage: Eukaryota; Metazoa; Chordata; Actinopteri; Cypriniformes; Nemacheilidae
Gene: zdhhc18b
Product: zinc finger DHHC-type palmitoyltransferase 18b
Exons: 9
Coding region: 187-1587 (466 amino acids)
Biological process (GO): protein targeting to membrane; peptidyl-L-cysteine S-palmitoylation
Cellular component (GO): Golgi apparatus; endoplasmic reticulum
Molecular function (GO): protein-cysteine S-palmitoyltransferase activity
Source: RefSeq, a predicted model, not a curated record
CCACCGCCGUGUUUCGUCGUGCUUCUAUUGGAUCGCGUUCUCUUUGUUGAGAUAGCAAAACGCUGUCUAUGGCUGUCGGCGUGAUUUCUCUGUAAUGCCACUAUAAACGACGUUUAUCCGAUCAUUAUCCAGCAGCUGAUAUCUGAUGGACACUAAACGCGGAGCGGCUUGUUUCUACCAUUGCGAAUGAUGAAAAAACGCGAGUAUCAGCAAAUAGAUCCUCAGGCACUAGUGACAUCCAGGCCAACACCUCCAUCGCGACCUCUUCCCGAGCAAAAGGCCAAACAAGUCCGGAGAAAAUGGGAGGUGUUUCGCGGGAAGAACCGCUUUUACUGUGAUGGACGCAUCAUCGUGGGGCGUCAGAGCGGCGUGCUGCCUCUCACACUGGGGCUUAUACUGGUCACCAGCGGACUAUUUUUCAUAUUCGACUGCCCAUUCCUGGUGAAACAUCUGACUGGCUUUAUUCCAGCAAUCGGAGGGGUCCUAUUUGUGUUUGUGAUCAUCUCUCUUCUCCAUACAAGCUUUACAGAUCCAGGGAUUCUGCCCAGAGCAACACCAGAAGAGGCUGCAGACAUUGAGAAACAGAUUGACAACCCAGAUGGCUCUUCCUCAUCCUACCGCCCCCCUCCGCGCACUAAAGAGAUUGUCAUCAACCAGCAAGUGGUUAAACUCAAGUACUGCUUCACCUGCAAGAUCUUCCGUCCUCCUCGCACCUCUCACUGCAGCCUGUGUGAUAACUGUGUGGAGCGGUUUGAUCAUCACUGCCCAUGGGUUGGAAAUUGUGUGGGAAAACGAAACUAUCGCUUCUUCUACACCUUCAUCGUCUCGCUGUCUCUCCUCACAGCCUUCAUCUUUGGUUGUGUAACCACACACCUGGCACUAAGGUCACAAGGAGGGAAUGGACUGGUUUUUGCUCUCCAGGAGAGUCCUGCCAGUGCUCUUGAGUUAGUGGUCUGCUUCUUUUCUGUAUGGUCUAUUCUUGGCCUCUCAGGCUUCCAUACAUACCUUAUAGCAGCAAAUCUUACUACCAAUGAGGAUAUUAAAGGUUCCUUUUCAGCAAAAAGUGGAAAUGAAGAUGUUGGAAAUCCUUACAGCUACAACAGUAUAAUCAAAAACUGUUGUUCUGUCCUCUGUGGGCCCAUGCCGCCCAGUUUGAUUGACAGGCGAGGGUUUGUGCCUUCUGAUGACUCUGUUCAGACCAGCCCGGUGGAAACUGAACUGCCAGCUGCUAAAAAUGACAUAAACAUGUGCACGGAGGGUACUAAAGGUCUGCUGGAAACUGCCUCUCGCUCUCCGCUCCUCACAAGCUCCUGUCCACAAGCCAAGCCCCAAGCAGUGUUAUCUGUGCUAGACCCACUACCAGAGUUUUCUUCAUCUCCUGCCUCGCAUCCCCCUAAGGUCACUGGAGGACGCCCAUCAAGCAACCCUCCUCACAAACAUCAUUCUCACCACAGAUCCAAUGGGAAACAUGCUAUUUCUCACUCCCACAACCCAGCCAACAAGUCUUCCUCUCCAAGACCCCUCCAAAGCUACAAAGGGCAUAAAGACUCGAAGAACAAAGACGUGAAAUUCAAGUCUGUGCACUGAUCACCCAAACUCCAGGAACGUUGCCCUCAUUGUGGAUGUUGUUCUUUUUUCUCAGUUUGUUUUUACAAGAUUGGUGGAUAAAUGGGGGCUUUGGUUGAUGACUAACAUAAUAGUUUGGAAGAUUCCAGACCUCUAGCUAUAAUACACUGACAAGUUCUAUGCUGUUACUAUGUAGUGGCGAACUACCAUUAAUUCUUCAAUCUGGAAGUGCUUACCAGUGGAUGAAGAAGCAUAGACAUUCUUUGAGUUUAAAGGCAAAACGUUUUUAUUUGCAGGUUGCGUAAAUGACAUUUCAAGCACAAACAAGGCCUAUUGGUCUCAAGAAAUGAAUUGAGGGUCAGUUGUCAUUGAUAUUACAGUAUGUUUGAAAAGAGCGGUUUCGGAACAGCAAUAACAGAACGAAGAAACGUGACAUGAGGGGGGAAAUGAACUCCAUUUCUUGGGGUCAAUUUCUUCUACAUUUUAAAUCACUAAGGAUACAUUGGCCAAGCUUCAACAAACAAGAGCCAGUAUUCUUUACCCACAAAAAAAACUAGAGCAUGCCUGGAAAAAUAUCUUUUCAUAGUUUCCACAAUUGCCCUUUGUUUCCAAAGGUCUCCAGCAUGAUAUUGUAACAAAUUGCGUUUAAAACGUGAUAAUGUUUGAUAAGUCCUGCAAAUAUUGAUGACCUUGUCCCCACCAUUUGAUCACCAUGUUGAGGAUAUUGAUUACUCUCAUAACUGUGCUGUCUAUGGUUAAUCUCAGCUUGAUAUGCCUGCUGUUCUUAUUCACAUGGUGUUUCUGACCGGCUGUCUAUUAGUUAUUUAAACUCUCUAAAUGCACUAACCCUUAAUGCAGCAAUACUCUACUGAUGAACAGAGAAUUAUUUUUUAUGACUUUUGUGCUGUUGCGUGGAUCUUAAGAUAUUUUAAUGAGAACAGGAAUACGUGUAGUGUAUUUUUAUCCAGGUUUUGUCUUGAAAUAUGCAAUCUGAAUGUUAUUUAUGAAUGCUGAAAUGUAUCCUUUGUUACACAAAACCUCUGCAACAUUUGCACAAAUAAAAUAACUAACAACAUAGCUUGGCGUAUGUUGUAAAUACUGU